Molecule: messenger RNA, 1641 nt
Organism: Ustilaginoidea virens
Lineage: Eukaryota; Fungi; Ascomycota; Sordariomycetes; Hypocreales; Clavicipitaceae
Exons: 2
Coding region: 1-1641 (546 amino acids)
Biological process (GO): mRNA splicing, via spliceosome
Cellular component (GO): post-mRNA release spliceosomal complex
Molecular function (GO): RNA lariat debranching enzyme activator activity
Source: RefSeq, a predicted model, not a curated record
AUGGCUGCACAAAAGGUGAUCGUGCUUGGGGCCCUAGAUGGCCAACUGGAACCUGCGCUCAAAAAAUUAGCCGCCUUGCACGCCAAGAACAAUUUCUCGGUCGCAAUCUUGACGGGGAAUGUGUUCGCUUCCUCGACGGACGAUGCCACGGUUUCUUCGCUCUUGGAUGGCACUCUAGAGGUGCCUCUGUCGACUUACUUCACGAUUGGGACUCGUUCCCUCCCACCUCGAAUCGCGAGCAAGGUCGAAAACGACGAGGACGUGUGCCACAACCUGCAUUUUCUCGGGAAACGCAGUGUCACAAAGACUUCUGAAGGUCUUAGAAUUGUCGCUCUUGGCGGUCUCCUCGACAGGAAUGUUGUGGGUGGUCAAUCCAAAGAGCAACACCUCCCGUUUCACACAGAGGAUGACGCCAAGGCCUUGAAGGGUGCGAACAGCGCCGAUAUACUACUGACGUCAAUGUGGCCGUCUAAUGUAUGGAACGGAUCCAAACUGGGCCUCGAAUCAGUGCAGCAAGCAGCUAAUCAAAGCACGCAAGCAAUUGCGGAGCUCUGCGCAGCUCUCAAGCCACGCUACCACAUCUCUGCUUCGCCCGGCGCCUUCUUCUAUGAAAGAGAGCCAUUUGUGCACUCCUCCACCUUGGAGAGCCAGUCUCUUCCGUAUACGAGAUUCAUCUCCAUGGCGCCGUUUGGCAACGCUGCCAAAGCAAAGGCCAUGUACGCAUUCUCGCUGAGUCAACCUGAUGGCAUGAUGCCGCCUGGGGUGACGGCUUCGCCCUUUACCUCGCAGCGGAAACGGCAGCGAGACGAUGAGUCUGGGUACAGCCGUUUUGGAAAUUACGACAACAGAUCGCGCGGCGGUCGGCAUAGCAAGCAUCGUCGUACAUCGCCACCUCCUGGCCCCGAUCGCUGCUACUUCUGCCUUUCAAAUCCAAACAUUUCCUCACACAUGUGCUGCAGCAUCGGCGACGAGUCCUAUGUCACCACGGCCAAGGGACCUCUCACCACGUCAACCACAUUUGCGACUGAGGGCCUGGACUUUCCCGGGCACUUCAUCAUCAUACCCUUACCGCAUGCUCCGACCAUUCCUAGCAUGGGCUCCAUGUCAGAUCCGUCGAGCGACGCCGUCAGAUCAUUGAACGAGAUGACCCGUUUCCGGGAAUCUCUUCAGGCCAUGAUUUCGCACAGGUCAUCCCAUAAGCUCGGAGCAGUCACUUGGGAAAUAUCUCGGAAUCGCAACGUCCACCUCAUCUGGCAACUCAUCGCCCUCCCCGCAGAGAUUAUUCAGAAAGGCAUUGCAGAAGCAGCCUUCCGCGUGGAAGCCGAAAACCAGAAAUACCCUGCGCUUCUGACCAAAGAGCUCUCUCUCGAGGAGCAGGCAUCCUUUGGGGACUACUUCCGCCUCUGGCUUUGGGCAGACAACGGCGAGGAUAAAAUUAAGGGCAAAUCACUCGUCAUGCCCCUCAGCUCAGAUGUUCGAUUUGACCUACAAUUCGGUCGUCGAGUAGUUGCAAAACUUCUUGGCUUGGAGAAGCGAUUCAUAUGGCAGGAUUGUGAGCAAACAACCGAAGAGGAAACGCAAGACGUGAAGGCCUUUCGGGAGGCAUUCAAAGACUGGGAUUUUACGUUGGAGCUGAGUUGA